Molecule: messenger RNA, 1632 nt
Organism: Gasterosteus aculeatus aculeatus (three-spined stickleback)
Lineage: Eukaryota; Metazoa; Chordata; Actinopteri; Perciformes; Gasterosteidae
Source: RefSeq, a predicted model, not a curated record
GCAUGUUCCACAUACCGGCACUUGCCUGCUGAAGCCGCCACACGACUCUGCUGGCUUCUGUAAUAAUAUUUGUUUGGAUACAUACAAAUAGGCGCCAGAGAGGAUGCCCCACUAGAUCUUAUUGAGCCACGGCCAACAUGUGGAAGAAUAUCUGUUGAGCAAAGUUAAAGACAACGUAAAAGAGGACAAGUCAUUCAAGAUCUCAGAGUGCGACAGAGAUGGCCAUGCACUACACUGUAUUACUGCAAUAAUAAAAAGCACUAUAAAGUGAGUAAGAAUGGCAAUACCCGGUCAUGUGAUCAUGGUCAUGAUCACCACCGCCCUUCUGCUGACAAAUAUUAUUUUGGAAACAAGGUGCUUCUCAGGUCCCGUCUUACAGGUGCACAGUGAAGAAGAACACUCUGUAUCUCCCGUCAGGGAGAAAAGGAGCGUACCAACGAACCAAUCGGAUUACCUUAUUGAUGUCGUUGUGACGGCCCCUGAUCUACAAACAUUCCAGCUGCUUCAGUCCCUGGCGAAUACCAGUUUCCCCAUAGUACUUGAUAACAGCACAGAGAUCUCUGAGAUUAUUGUCACAACAGUGUGCUCCCCAAGAGAAGCUGGCUUCCAGUGCAGAUGUGAGGAAAACUUUGCUUGGCCGUACAGCAGUUGUGUCAAGUAUGGAGCCUGUGGUGAAAUAUCCGGAGGUAUCUGUAAAUGCAUCGACCGCAUUCCGGACGAUGGCCAGUCCUGCCAGCUGAUGUCAGCGCUGCUAACUCCGGUUGAGUACACAGUGGACGUGGAGCUGAACGUUUCAGACAUUCAGAUAGUGGACCAGCUGAGGAUCCUCCUGCAGCACGGCCCUGAACUCCUGAGCUUGGGUCCCAUUGUCAACGUCACUCACAUUAACAUCACCACAGUGUGUUCCCUAAAUGGUACAAACUUCCAGUGCAGGUGUGAGCAACAGUAUGUUUGGUCAUAUGACAACUGUCUCACAUACGGAGCCUGUGACGACAUCAUUGGAGGGACAUGUGGUUGCAUCAACAGUCUUCCUACCAACGGGCAGUACUGCCAGCCACAGACAGCCCCUCCAGUUGUCUAUGAUUACCUGGUUUCUAUUGAGCUGAACACCACAGAUGUUGGUGUCAGAGACCUACUGAGGAGCAUCAGUUACCCGAUCAGCAUUACCGACACCAUUCUAGUCUCUGACUUAAAUAUUUCUACACUUUGCUAUCCGAGCAGCGCUGGUUACCAGUGCAGAUGUGAGGACCAGUAUCGUUGGUCAUGUGACCAGUGCUUCAAAUACGGAUCCUGUGACAACAUCACCGAGGACACGUGUGGAUGCAUCAGUGGCAUUCCCCCUGAUGGACAACACUGCCAGUCUGCUGAUCAGCACAGUAAGUCACUGCCAGCUCUGUGUCUCAAUGCAGAAACCCUUUUUUAACUUUUUGUUAAAAUGUUAAUAAGAAUAGUACUUUCAAUAAAACACAUAGACGGGCCGGUGCUGAAGAAUAAUGUCCACAUUCCAACUUCUCUCACAUCAAAACUGUUCCCUCAGUAAGUACCAUUCUAGUUGCUUGCCGCUGCUGCUAAAAUCCACCUGAUACAGAGUGAAUGAAUGAAUGAGGAAAUGAAAGCGCGCUGUGUGAUUGG